This is a messenger RNA of Lentinula edodes (shiitake mushroom), 453 nucleotides long. RefSeq lists its product as uncharacterized. Bases 1 to 453 code for a protein of 150 amino acids. Lineage: Eukaryota; Fungi; Basidiomycota; Agaricomycetes; Agaricales; Omphalotaceae. The record is from RefSeq and is a predicted model, not a curated record. The transcript is spliced from 4 exons.
AUGCCAAAAGCUGUUCCUCCAUCUACAACCGAGAGCAGUACUGCUCAUCCAUAUGCUCGUAGGAAUCUCGAGGGCGGGAACCAUCUCUUUGAAAAAUCGGUAUUUAAUUUGACGGAACUGCAACUCAACUAUGAACGAAAACCGCAGAAUGAUGAUCUACAUAUCUUCUCUCGAAGUGCACGUCGAGAAAAUCCAUACACAAAUGCUCAGGCUCGAAUCGAACUAGUCUCACUACGGAGAAAAUCAUCGCUGACGCACGAUUUUAUCUCUAGCUAUGGGUAUUGGCCUCUUGCCCCUGAACUAUUGGUCCCGUUAAAGAGUCAACAUCCGAGGACAACCAGAAACAAAGUAGGGAGGAUGCAAUUCGACGUUUCACAAGCAAAAUCGAGGCUUCUAGAAUUACAGAGAAUUAACUCAAGACUGGAGCAAGCAUUGCCCGCGACCCUAAAAUGA